Messenger RNA from Moesziomyces aphidis, 807 nucleotides. Lineage: Eukaryota; Fungi; Basidiomycota; Ustilaginomycetes; Ustilaginales; Ustilaginaceae. The record is from the annotation of a GenBank genome assembly.
AUGACGUCGUCUUCGCUCGACUUUGGCCUCAAAGGCGUACACGUGCUCGUCUCCGGUGCCUCGGGAGGCAUCGGAUUCGAGACGGCCAGGACGUUUGUCGAGGCGGGCGCCAAAGUGACGGCGCACUACAAUACGACGCCGCGCGGGCUGGCUGAUCUGGCCGGCGUGGUGGCGCUCCAGGCAGACGUGACGAGUGAAACCGACGUAGCUCGACUGUUCACGCAGGCCGAGGCUGCCCAAGGUGUUGCGGUUCAGGUGCUGGUGGUCAAUCAUGGAAUUUGGCCCGUAGCCCCCGUCGCCCUCUCGGACAUGUCGCUGGAGCAAUGGCGCAACACGCAUGCUGUCAACCUCGACGGAGCGUUUUUGCUGGUGCGGUCGUAUCUGGCGAACCUCAAGAACAAGCCGAGCAGCGUGCUGGAUGCAGCCUCGGUGUGCUUCAUCGGGAGCACGGCGGGCAAGUUCGGCGAACACGAUCAUGCCGACUACGCAUCGACAAAGGCGGCACUCAUGUAUGGGCUGGUGCCAAGCCUCAAGAACGAAAUCGUCCGUAUCGCUCCCAAGGCAAGAGUCAACUCGGUCAACCCCGGUUGGGUGCGUACUCCAAUGGCAGAGGAAACCAUCAAGGACGACAAGGUCAGAGCAAGGGCUCUCGCUAGCACCCCACUUCAAAAGGUCGCCUUGCCCCAAGACAUUGCCAGACAGGUCGUCGUGCUCUCCAGCCCGACCCUCAGCGGUCAUGUCACCGGCGUCAAUCUGCAGGUGGAUGGCGGCAUGGAGGGAAGAUGCCUCUACCCGCCGCCCAACUAA